Molecule: messenger RNA, 1497 nt
Organism: Rana temporaria (common frog)
Lineage: Eukaryota; Metazoa; Chordata; Amphibia; Anura; Ranidae
Gene: MAD2L1BP
Product: MAD2L1 binding protein
Exons: 3
Coding region: 35-895 (286 amino acids)
Biological process (GO): regulation of exit from mitosis
Cellular component (GO): nucleus
Source: RefSeq, a predicted model, not a curated record
GGCGACGUAACGUCACUUCCGAAAAAAAUCUGUGAUGGGAGCCGAAUGUGACAAGCCACCUGCCACACCCAUUGAGGGUGACGUCAGCGGUACGGGAAGCGGAAGUGACGCAUUUGGUUUGAAUUGUGAUUCCCGGGAGAGAGGAGGCGGAGGAGCGGAGCCGAUUAUGGAGAAGGCGGAUCAGCCGACGCGGAGACCCCGCAGUCGCCCGAACAGACGCGGCUCCAGAGAGGACAAUCACGUGUCGGUGGCGUUCCCGGGACGGGUGACCAGAGAGAGCUGCUGCCGCUUCACCUGCGAGCUUCUCAAACACAUUCUGCACCAGAGACACCAACUGCCCCUCCCCUACGAGGAGCUACUCCGCUUCUGCCAAGAGCAACAGGAAGGAGAAGUCAUCAGGAGACCAACGAAGGGAGAAGUGUCGAAUUCCCGCCAGUGCCAGCGUUCUCUAUCAGACUUGGACGAGCUGCUGGCCCAGCUGGAGACCUUCUUCACUCUGACGUCGGUUCCUCGGGUCCUCCUGCUGCUGGGAGGAUCUGUAGUGACCCCCAAGGAGAUGUAUGUGAUAGACAUGGAGGGUAUACAGGUGGGCAACGGAGAGGAGAGCCUGAGCACGCGGCCUUGCCUCCGGCAGAUUUUCCACGCCAUCUUCGUGGCUGACCCGUUCAGCGAUCUCCGCUCCACCUCCCCCAUGAGCGUGGUCAUCAUGGUGCAGGGACACAGGGACUGCGGCACAGAGUGGUUCCGGCCCAAACUAAACUUCAAAGUGCCCAUCCGGGGCCACACACUGACAGUCGGAAUGUCCUGCAGCGCAUCGGAGACCCCCAACGCCAAUAGCAAUGAGGAGUAUAUCUGGUUCCAGGCGCCCAUCACACUGAAAGGAUUCCAUAACUGAGACCCUUCCCUGUGGCCUCUCGUACCAAAGACUGACCGUCCUCCAUACAUGAACCUCAGGAGGCUCCACCGUCGCAUUUCAGGACCUCAGAGACGACUUUACCGUAUGGGGCCAUUCACCGAUCACUCGUGAGACGUCUUCAUACCUCCAAUAAAUUGCUGCUUCUUCUCACCAUGUGACUCUGACCGCGUUCUAACCAGUAACUGUGCAAUAAUUCCUGGGGGGGUGGUGGGGGGACCUUUCCAUGGAGGCCUUGGAUACAGCCACAUGAUAUGUACAGUUCAUAGAAUCUACAGGAACUGACUUCAAUAUAGGAGUGCAGAGACAGGUUCACUUUGACUCCAUCUUUAAUCAGCUGCUAAGAACCCCUCAAAUCAAUCCAGGGGAUCCCUCUUGCCCCAGAAUCAUGGGGUAGACACAUGAGGAACUGCUCUGCUGCUGAUGGACGCUUAUUGCGGCAAACGGGGCUCCGUCUGACCCAUUUCUGUCUGUAAGGCUCCAUUCACACUUCUGCGACUUGUCAAGCGACUUUGGACAGAGUGCAAAAUCUGGUGCAGCUCUGCAUAGAAACCAAUCGGCUUCCAGUUUUAUUUGUCAAAGCU